AAUGGGCCAUCGUGACGGGGAUUGAAAGGCGUAGGGAAAGGAGGAGCGAAGAGGAAAGGUGUCGUGGUGACGGGCGGCCGAAGGUGGAUGAGAUCGAAUUGGCGGAGGGAACUUUUUUCGCGGACGAAAAGCCAAGCCUCAGCGGACUAGCGCCAUCUGAACUUUUGCUGCUUCACCUGCCCCAACCCCAUAUUCUCGCCCACUCUUCCCACGCCGCCACGGGCCCUGCACACCUCACAAUGCCUGGAAACGACGCAUUGCGAGCCUUGAGAUGGCUCUCUCGCAGCUCCGGCGGUCUUCUCUCGGGGUCUGAGGCCACAACGCAACGAUGCCUAUCGAAGACUUUUUCGCGAUCGGUAUCCUCGGAGACCCAGACCUCCUCCAACAAUUCCGCCUCCAGGCCAAUCUGGACCCCGGCACCCGCCCAAGCCACCACCUACUCCUUCCCCUCCAUGGAGCCCCUGCGUUUUGUCGAAUACCCCCAGAACCAUCUCCUCGUGCCGCUCCGGAAGGAUCUGCUUCACCGCGCGGUCGUGUACGAGGGUGACAUGACCCGACAGGGCACCGCCAGCACCAAGUGGAGGGACGAAGUGCACGCCAGUCACCGGAAGGUGCAAGCGCAGAAGGGAUCCGGCCGGGCGCGUGUCGGAGACAAGACCUCGCCGAUUCGCAAGGGUGGUGGUGUUGCGUUUGGUCCUCACCCCCGCGACUUUUCCACGGGUCUCCCGCAGAAGAUCUACGACCAGGCGUGGCGGAUAGCCCUGAGUUACCGAUACCGUCGUGGCCAGUUGAUCAUCAUCGACAACGAGAUCGCCAUCCCCGAGGGUGCCACCGCGCAUCUGGUCAGCGAGAUAUUCAAGGUCAACGGCUGGGGUCGGGAGCACGGACGGUCGACGUUAAUCACGGAUCGCGUGGACGAGGAAUUGUUUGAAACGGUGCGCAGCGUGGGCCAGCAUGCGAAGAUCUUGGACCGAAAGGACCUGGAUGUCAAGGACAUUUUGGAGACGGGACGGUUGAUCAUCGAGAAGAAGGCGUUGGAUACCAUUCUGGCUCAGCAUUCGAGAGAUUUGACCGCCAAGGUUGCGAAGGCCUUGUAUUGAUUGCAUGCCUGACUGGAGGAUGACUCCAGUAUUGGCUUUUUUGGGGCGAAGAACGGUUAUUUAUCUGUACAAAUAGAUUCGAGUUAUGUAUGAAUUUGUCUACUUUGGACUGCGGUAUAG
Messenger RNA from Aspergillus steynii IBT 23096, 1220 nucleotides. Its product is annotated as mitochondrial 54S ribosomal protein uL4m. Gene Ontology annotation, molecular function: structural constituent of ribosome. NCBI's taxonomy places the organism in Eukaryota, Fungi, Ascomycota, Eurotiomycetes, Eurotiales, Aspergillaceae. Gene Ontology annotation, biological process: translation. Gene Ontology annotation, cellular component: ribosome. The record is from RefSeq and is a predicted model, not a curated record. The transcript has 2 exons. The coding region runs from base 240 to 1100 and encodes 286 amino acids.